Messenger RNA from Alexandromys fortis (reed vole), 3482 nucleotides. RefSeq names its product chromosome unknown C17orf99 homolog (gene CUNH17orf99). The transcript has 5 exons. NCBI's taxonomy places the organism in Eukaryota, Metazoa, Chordata, Mammalia, Rodentia, Cricetidae. The record is from RefSeq and is a predicted model, not a curated record. The coding region runs from base 117 to 836 and encodes 239 amino acids.
CAAAUUAUCUCCAAGCUGCAGGCAGCCUCCCAAAGAGCAUCCAGGGGCCUUAGGGUGGAGAGGGCAGAUGAGAAAGCCUGAGCGGAGGCCCCACACAGCCCCACUCCCGCAGAAGCAUGAGGCUCCUUCUGUUGCACUUCUUGGCUGUGCUGGCUGCCUGCAGCUUCGCAGGGGAGCCAACAGAAGACAUCACCAUUGCCUACAAAGUGCUGGAAGUUUACCCUCAAAGCCGCCGGGUGCUUAUAACCUGCGACAGCCCUGAGGCACCCCGGCCCAUCACUUACUCUCUCAUGGCUAGCAGAGGGGUCCUGGUGGCAAAAAGGGUUGUGCGUGAUGACAAGCCAGCCUCCUUCAACAUCAACGUCACGCUCAAGUCCAGCCCAGACCUGCUCACCUACUCCUGCCGAGCGUCCUCUGAUCUGGGCACCUAUGGGCCCAGCAGCCAGCUGCAGAUGUCCUGGGAGUUGUGGACCAAGCCCGUGUCCCAGCUGCAGGCUGACUUCACCCUGCGUGAUGGGAACUCAGGCCCCACGGCGGAGCUGUCCUGCCUGGCAUCCUCAGGCAGUCCACCCAUCAUCUACCGCUUGGUCGGGAAUGACAGGCGUAUACACGCACAGCAGAGACCCCUCCACGGGAAGCCUGCCAACUUCUCCAUCCCCCUGUCCCAGACGUUUGGCUGGUUCCAUUGCGAAGCUGUAAAUGGUGUCAGUGUUGAGAGCAGCGCCCGCGUGCUGCUGCCCCCAGGGGAGCUGCCCCUGACACCCACCUGCAUUUUGGCCGGCAGCCUGGUCUCCAUUGCCGCCGUUAGUUACGGGAUGCUGAGGUCAACCAGGUAAUAACCACGGGAGCCUGACGAUGGGCGAGAGGCCGACCACCCCCUUCAACAGCCAGGGUCCUAAGUGGGAACAGCAGGUUAGUCUUGUGAGACGGGUUGUCAUCGAGAUACAGCACGGACCCAGCCUGAAGCUGCUUAUUAAAGCCAAAAGCUUACAGUGUCUAGCAUGUUCCUUUCACAUCCCACCCUAACCAGGGCUCUCAGCUGACUUCUGGUGGGGGACUUCCCUAUGGGUCUUAUGAAGCCUCAAGGGACCAGAGUGGGCCAGGGGCUUCUGGCCUGCAUAGCCCCCCACAGCGGUCCCACCAGCCAACCUUUCUGCAAAGGUGAGGCCUCCCAAGUUCCCCUCUCUAAGCCUUCACAUCUCUGACAUGUACAGUGGCCAGGGCCUCUGUGUGGUCUGACUCCAGCUACCACAGAUCUCUGAGCAGAUCUUUGGGUGGUGGUCAGUUCUGUCUCCUUGAACAUCUCAGCUUGGCCCCUGUUGGAGCUCCUGGUUCCUCCUCCCAAGACUAUCCAGAGGUUAGACUCUCGGGAGGGUAUGUCACCUCUCUGAGACUCAUUGUUGUCCUCUAUAAAAUGGGAGUACAGAGGCCUACCUAGCCCCUGCUGACCGUGUGACCAGGGGCCAGCGAGUAACCUCUUGGUGAUUCAAUGCCUUUAGUGGCGUGAAUAAGAAGCUCACUGAUGCUCUUGAAACCGUAAGGUUGGGUGAGUCUGCGUGACCUGGACCGUGGACUCCUUUGUCAUCAGGUUGUGACCGGAAGACAGAGUCCCCAGGCUUGCUUCCCUGUCUACACAAGAAUUCACCACUGCAGUGAAAAAGAACCCGGGGAGAGGGGACAGAAAGGGGAGUGAAUGCAGAUCAGGGUACCAGAAGUAUUGCAGGUACCAAAAGGGGCCCUGAAAUCUAGAGCAUUAUCGUGUAUGUGUAGGGGAUUCCUGCCGUGAGUGGCUGUUGGCGGCUCUUGCUAGAGUAACCCAGUGGGUGUGCUUGCUCGCGGGUGUGCACUGGAGCCCAGCUCUUCCCCACUGAGGGCGGUGUAACUGAAGAGGGGGUCACUGACAAUUUGGUAACAGUAAAUGGUUUCUGUGUGUGGUGGCUCACACCUGUAAUCCCAGAAUUUGGGAGGUAGAAGAAAGAGUUUAAGGCCAAUCUUGGUACAUGAGUCAGAUCUCAAAGAACCAAGCAAUCAAACAAAGAAAUAGAAACAAAAAUUGAGGUGCUCGCUGAGUGUGAUGGUGCACACCUUUGAUUCCAGCACUUGGGAGGCAGCAGCAGCAGGAUUCCUGUGAGUUCGAGACCAGCUUGGUCUACAUAGUGAGUUCCGGGACAGCCCGGCUGCAUAGUAGGACUCUGUCUCAAAAUUAAAACAUCAACAGAAUCUAAAAAGGGGCUUGCAAGAUGGGUAAAGGUGCUUGCUGCCGAGCCUGACAGCCUGAGCUCAAUCCCAGGGACCCACACGGCAGAAGGAGAGUGCUGUCUCCUGCAAGAAUCCCUCUCUGUCACCUGUACAGUGUCAUCUGCCACCCACCCCCACGCCAGGCACAAAACAAUGUAAUGGAAAAAGAUUUAUUUGUUUGUUGUUUGCUUUUCAAGACAGGGUCUCUCUGUGUAACAACAGCUCUGGCUGUCCUGAAACUCGCUUUGUAGACCAGGCUGGCCUCGAACUCACAGAGAUACGCCUGCCUCUGCUGCCUGAGUGUUGGGAUUAUAGGCAUGCCCCACAAUCUGGCUAAAUUUAUUAUUAUUUUUUUAAUCUAGAAAGAAAAGAAAAGGAAGGAAGGAGGUGUGGGAGAGUCCUGCCACCACCGGGAUUCCUUCGGCAAACACUCAGGGUGUGUGUGCAGAUUUUAGGAGUUAGACAGCCAGGAGUGCCCUGUGCUCACUCACCAGCCAAUUGCCACCCUCUGUGUAAGCGUGGGGAGCCCAACUCCUACUGUGCCCAUUCCUGUUUUCUCCCCAAUGCACCCCUUCUGGUGGGCCAGGUUUCUGCCCCAACUUCCCUUACUGUCCAGCCCCUCAUUACAGAGAUGCCAAUGUCCUCAUUACUCCUUAUUACCCACUGAAGUGACCAUGGUAGUGCCAUCUUGGCCUGAUUCUAGUUUGUGUCUGCCUAGUUACUCCUCAGCCCUCUACACCUCUCAACAGCCACGAUUGCCUUGGCAGCCCAUUUGUGUUGCCAACGUAAGCAUACAACCCCUUCACAGAAUAAGCACCUGGUUCCCUGUCUAAAUGCUAUUUUUUGCGGGGAAGAGGAGCUGGGUUCUGUAAACCAAUGAUCUUAUUUAAUUUUUAAAAUUACAUUCCUCUCUCUCUCUCUCUCUCUCUCUCUCUCUCUCUCUCUCUGUUGCACUUGUGUGUUUUGAAACAGGAUCUCAGAUGGUUCAGGCUCGUCUUGAACUCCUUAUCCUCCUCUUCUCUACCUCCUGAGACCAUCUGAACGUUUAUGAGCCUAGGUUCUGGGUUGAUGGGAUUUGGGUGUCUAGAGAGUUUUUCUAGAGUGGACCAGAAGCCAGGUGUAGGUGUAAGGUGGGGACCGGCCGCCCAAGAGUUUCUCUCCCAGGGGUCUCUCUGAACCUUUCUUCUUGAGACCUCCCAGAGGCGAGCUUCUCCUCCCUUCUGCCCCACCCCGGCGCCACCGCA